UCUCUUCUUCCUGCUGCUAAACAAACUUUGUGGCUGGGUGGAAACAACACCUGCUGAAGGUGAAAGCUGAUUGGCUGCAGCCUCUCUGCAAUGAGAUAUGAAUCAUAUAUCAGAGCUCAACCCUGUUUCUGUUUUCAGGAAAUGAAACUUACACAGUCACUUUGUCUGACAGGAAAAGUGGAGCAGAAUCAGCUUGAUUUGUCUGGAUCUACUGAAGAAUCUGGUGACGAUUCCCUGUAGACACAGGAAAUAGUCGGAAUAUUAAAAGCUUCUGAGAUCAAAAAAAUUCAGGAAGUUUCGUCUGUCGACAACAGUUCUUAGUGGAGAAAAAACUUCUGUAUCGAGCUCUUACCUGGAGAAGAACACCAUGUUGGGAGCAUUAUUAGAGCAGUUGAUGAAGAUUGGGCUCCUGGAUGCUCCUGCUGACCACCGCUAUGCUGGACCUGAAGAUGUGGCCUGUGAUUUCUGCACUGGAAGAAAACUGAAAGCCAUCAAGUCCUGUUUAGUCUGUCUGGCCUCUUACUGUGAGAAACACCUUCAGCCUCAUUAUGAUGUGGCUCCUUUAAAGAAACACAAGCUGGUGGAGCCGUCCAAGAACCUCCAGGAGAACAUCUGCUCUAAGCAUGAUGAGGUGAUGAAGAUGUUCUGCCGCACUGAUCAGAAGUGUAUCUGCUAUGUCUGCCCAGUGGAUGAACAUAAAGGCCACAUCACAGUGUCAGCAGCAGUAGAAAGGACUGAGAGGCAGAGAGAGCUGGAGGAGAAACAAGGAAACAUCCAGCAGAGAAUCCAGGACAGAGAGAAAGAUGUGAAGCUGCUUCAACAGGAGGUGGAGGCCAUCAAUCACUCUGCUGAUAAAACAGUGGAGGACAGUGAGAAGAUCUUCACUGAGCUGAUCCGUCUCCUCCAGAAAAGAAGCUCUGAUGUGAAGCAGCAGAUCAGAUCCCAGCAGGAAACUGAAGUGAGUCGAGUCAAAGAUGUUCAGGAGAAGCUGGAGCAGGAGAUCACUGAGCUGAAGAGGAAAGACGCUGAGCUGGAGCAGCUCUCACACACAGAGGAUCACAACCAGUUUCUCCUCAACUACCCCUCACUGCCAGCACUCAGUGAGUCUACACACUCAUCCAGCAUCAACAUCCGUCCUCUGAGACACUUUGAGGACGUGACAGCAGCUGUGUCAGAGCUCAGAGAGAAACUACAGGACGUCCUGAGAGACUCAUGGACAAACAUCUCACUGAUGGUCACUGAGGUGGGUGUUUUACUGCCAGAACCAGAACCAAGGAGCAGAGCUGAUUUCUUAAAAUAUUCAUGUAAAAUCACUCUGAAUCCAAACACAGCUCACAUGCGAAUGGUAUUAUCAGAGGGGAAAAGCAAGGUGACAGUGGUGGAUCAAACUCAGUCUUAUUCCAGUCAUCCAGAGAGAUUCACUGAUUACUGGCAGGUUCUGAGUAAAGAGAGUUUAACUGGACGUUGUUACUGGGAGGUGGAGUGGAGAGGGAUACAGGUUAUUAUAGCAGUUGCAUACAAGAAUAUCAGCAGAGGAGGGGAUGAAUCUUCAUUUGGUGAUAAUGAGAAAUCCUGGGUAUUAGAAUGUCGCAAAAAUGGUUAUGAAUUUUGUCACAACAGCAUCUCAACCUCCGUCUCAGGUCCAGUUUCCUCCAGAGUCGGAGUGUACCUGGAUCACAGAGCAGGUAUUCUGUCCUUCUACAGAGUCUCUAAAUCCAUGACUCUUAUCCACAGAGUCCAGACCAGAUUCACUGAGCCGCUACACGCUGGAGUUUAUUUAUCAUUGGAGUCUACUGUUAAAUUCUGUAAACCCAAAUAGAGAAAAUCCAAUUCAUUCUCAUGCAGAUUUAGUUCUGAUUAUUGUUGUUUUAUGUCUCAACUGUUCAGAAAUCAUGUGUCAGAGAUUAUCUGCGAUUGUUUUUCUUCCAAUUAUAUUCUAGUUUUGUUGAAUUUGUUCAUUUUUCAACACCCAUCUCUAAAGCAUUUGAUCCGCACUAGAAUAUCUGCUGUCUCAUCCCCUUGUUGCUUUUAGCUGCAAAAACUGUGAAUUUGGUAAAAAAAAAAAAAAAAAAGACAAAAGAUUCCUCAUGUUGAAAAAGUGACA
Messenger RNA from Xiphophorus maculatus (southern platyfish), 2104 nucleotides. Its product is annotated as tripartite motif-containing protein 16-like. The record is from RefSeq and is a predicted model, not a curated record. Gene Ontology annotation, molecular function: zinc ion binding; protein binding. The transcript has a single exon. NCBI's taxonomy places the organism in Eukaryota, Metazoa, Chordata, Actinopteri, Cyprinodontiformes, Poeciliidae. The coding region runs from base 368 to 1819 and encodes 483 amino acids.